This is a messenger RNA of Lichtheimia ornata, 1563 nucleotides long. RefSeq lists its product as uncharacterized. The record is from RefSeq and is a predicted model, not a curated record. Gene Ontology annotation, molecular function: protein binding. The transcript is spliced from 2 exons. The coding region runs from base 1 to 1563 and encodes 520 amino acids. Lineage: Eukaryota; Fungi; Mucoromycota; Mucoromycetes; Mucorales; Lichtheimiaceae.
AUGCACAUUCUGCCAUACGAUGUCACUGUCCUAAUCUUCUCCUUCAUUCCCCGUUACGAUUGCAUCCAGUGCUUGUUUGUGUGUCGAUCGUGGAAGGACGCGGUGCCUGUUUACACUGAACGGCUCUGGCACAGACUCUCACUACAAGGAUCCAAAGACUAUUCGCGUGAAUUAUCCUUCUUGCACAAGUGUUUUGGGGUGCAUGUCAAGCACGUGAGCAUCGUUUCAAGUCGACAAGAUGGCCGAUUGGAUAUCCUAUUGCGAAUGCUUCUAGCUAAAGGCUGUACGAAUAUCAAGUCGUUAGCAUUGGAAAGAAGUUACUUGCCUUAUGACACCACCUCCUUCAUCGAUUGCUUACAACGUUUUCGGCAUUUGACGAGGCUAUUGAUGAAUUGUCUGUAUCUCGGUGGAGAAUUGACCGAUCUUCUUUCUGCUCUUGUGCUCAAGUGUCCCACUCUGACACAUAUUAUUUUACAAGAUGUAACAGCACACAAGAUUACAUUCGAUCCCAUGACGCCCUUACAACAACCCCAUCAACGGACGUCAUCAUCAUCAUCAUCAUCAGCUGUCAAUGUAAACACCAACCUCGUUUUUCUCCAUGUUAGCUAUCGAUGGCGACAAUGUAGUUUCCGACACCUGAUACCCAUCUUGAGCCGUUGUCCGAAUUUGAGAUACCUAAGUGUGGCAGGAGAAAAGGACUUGGAUGGCGUGAUCUUCGACUAUUGCCCAAAGUUGGCUUAUAUCGAUUGGAUGUUUUUCACCACGAGACACAAGCUAUCAUGGAUACACCAUCAUUGGCACCCUGACAACCGUAUCGUGGAAACGGGGAUACAGGAUUUGUCUUUAUUUUCAUAUUCAAAUGAUAUCAUUGACGACAUCAUACGACGCCAAUUGACACGGCAUAUCCGAAGAAUGAGCCUUGAUGAUAUGAAGGAUGAGAAUGAUACAAUUACACGUCUACUACAACAAUGCCCCUCUCUGCAAACGAUCAAUCUCCCAAGUAUAAGCUCCAUUCAAUUACUUGAUAUGCUUGCACGGCUGACACAAUUGCGGGAAAUCAACAUGCGAGUGGUGGGACAACAUGCUGCAAAAAGCUCUCAACUUGCACGUUUUUUCAGUCAUACACACUCGGCCUCGUGUUUACAUUCUGUGCACCUGGAAACGGAUCAAGCGUUGUCUUCUGAUGCUAUCGUUGCUAUGGUCCAUCACCUGCCAAAUUUACGCAACAUCUCCUUACGUCCUACGGAGCUCAACGAAAAAGAAUUGCUAGUGCUAUUGCAUAGGGUUCCUUUGUUAGAGACAUUACGAGUCGAGAAUAUCAAGCCUUCAUUAUCUCUUUCAUUCUUUCGUCAAUUGAUCACUUUACCACAUCUUGACAGCUUUCAUGCCGCUUAUACCCAUUUGAGCUCAGCAGGGAUUUGCCUGUUGGCUGAUAAGAUGGCAAAUACACUUUUCUCUCUAACGCUAAGUCCCUUUACAACCGAUAAUCCUCAAUGCAUUAAGUAUACAGAGCAAAGACUCAAGAAAGGCCGAUUUAGAUACUACCAUCAAGAACAUUGUUGA